Girardinichthys multiradiatus is the source of this 1956-nucleotide messenger RNA. RefSeq names its product zinc finger and SCAN domain-containing protein 5A-like. The record is from RefSeq and is a predicted model, not a curated record. Gene Ontology annotation, cellular component: nucleus. The transcript is spliced from 4 exons. Bases 159 to 1637 code for a protein of 492 amino acids. NCBI's taxonomy places the organism in Eukaryota, Metazoa, Chordata, Actinopteri, Cyprinodontiformes, Goodeidae.
CGCAUGCGCACCUCACUGCACAUCGGAACAUGACAAAACGGCAGACACUUAACCACAUAACAUGCAGAGCUUUUGCAUGAGUCCAGUCUGACAGCAGCAGUGCGUGGGUGUGUUCAUGUACGCGUGUCGCAUAUCUCCUACCAGAAGGACCGCUGGAGAUGAUGGAGGACUGUUUGGGCUUUCAGGCGCAAAUCGCCUCGGUUAUAGAGAUACUGGCCAAUUCGGCAGUGGUGGAAAUCUGCAAACUGGUGGAUGCUGGUUAUGCGGCUCUGCGCUCUCAGAUGGAUCUGGAGCUCGAAAAGAGCCAAAAAGAGAACGAUGCCCUGCGGCAGAGGCUACAAGAAAUGGACGUGAAGAUGAGAAGCUGCGAGAAGAGGCUGAGGAGGAGCCGUCAGCGGGAGGAAAUGUACGCCGUGCAUUUAAAACCACCUGAAGUUUCCGGCCACCAUCAGCCUCUGGUGACACUUCAUCCUGCGGCUUCUGAAGUUGUAACAUUUCAUCAUGUUUCACAGCAAGAAGAAACUAAACUGCUGGUGGAGAAGCAGGAGAAAAGGGAGGGAGAGAGCUGCAGCCUGGAUGUUAAGGUGGAGGUUAACAUCAGCACUGACUGUGGUGGCCUCUCUUCUGACCAGGAUCCAAGUGAGGAAACUCCUCCUGCUGAUAUCACGAUUGACGCCAGUCCCAGCACCUUACUGUCCUCACAGUCUUCUCCCUCUCCCACUGAUGCCACAAUAGACCUGACCUUCAGGCCUCGAGCAAAGCGAAAGUCCAUGAAACCUUUGUGUAACAGUUUUACCGCCAGCAGUGUUCAAAGCCCUGGGACUGUUUGUGAGGAGUUUACUGAGUGCCUACCAGGCAGUGAUCUGAAGCCAAACAUACUGACAAGUGAAACUACAGAUGACAGUUUUCAUCCUUCCAAUCUGGCUGCUGCUGUGAAAUCAGAAGAACCCAGCUCUGACCUUAACCUGGACCUGGAUUUGGCCUGGAUGCAGGAGCGUGUCAGCCAUCUUGGUGCAGCAUAUGCAGUUGCACAGCUGGGUUUGGUGAACACAAACACUGGACAUGCUUCUUCUUCCUUUUCUUCACAGGAAGAAGGAGACGCUACAGACACACCCUUGACCGCCACAGGUGGCCCUCAUGAAGUGGCUGCUUUUGCCUCCUCCUUUGACAUGGCUGCUGUAGCUGCUGCUGUCAUAGCUGCUCCACAUCCUCCUCCACCCUCUCAUUGUGCAGGUUCUCCUGUAAGGACACCUAGCCAGAGGCGGCCUCCAAGGAACGGCGCAGCGUUUGCUAAAGAGCUGCUGGGGUGCACAGUUUGUCGGCUUGUCUUCCCAAAUGCUGCAGCCCUGGAGCAGCACCAACAGGUGCACACAGGUGAGAGACCUUACAGCUGCCCCCACUGUGGAAAAGGAUUUGCCCAGCCUAACAACCUGAGGGUUCACCUUCUUGUCCACACCGGUGAAAGACGCUAUCACUGUACUUUGUGUGGAAAAAGCUUCAUCUCCUCAAGUCACCUAAAGAGGCACCGCACAGUCCACACGCAAGAAAAGCCCUACAGUUGCUCCCGCUGUGGACAGUCCUUCAGCCAAAUGUGUAGCGUUCGGAGACACCGUCAACAGUCUCAGUGUGGCAUGUAGACGGACUGCACCUGGUGUUUGAUCUUGGCUUAAGUCAGACUCUACAUGGUUACAGUCCUGUAUGUAUCUUUAAUGAUCUUCUCCUAGAAGAACAGAUUUUACUCUGCUAUAUCAUGACACUUGGGUUUGUUGUUUUCAAAAGUGUAGUCAAAGCUGUCCUGAGGCAAAUUAUUCUAGUCUAUAAAACCUCUUCCUACACAUACUUUUACAAAGUAGAGAGAUGACUGUCUUUUUUGGUAUUUAGUAGGUCCCUUACUGGGGGACAUUCACAAACUAUAUAAAUGGCAAUUCACAAUAAAAACAUGUCAAAGUCUCCAAA